GAGAGAGUGAGGGAGGGUGAGAGAGAGAGAGAGAGCGAGUGAGAGAGAGAUUGUAGAGGAUAGAGAGAACAAGCCUUCUGUCACCAGCUCGUUUAGUCUCUCUCUCUCUUUCUGCAGCAAGCGUCUUACCUUCCUCUGUGGCCACCACCUGUUCUUUCAGGCCCCCGCGGGCCACGCAGCAUGAAGCAGGCACCAUGGGCUUUCUGGAAAACUACCAGGAAAUUGACCCUGUGACUUUGAACCUUUGCAUCCUUAUCGCCAGCUACGUUAUCUUGCUCCUGGUCUUCCUGAUAUCGUGUAUCAUGUACGACUGCCGAGGCAAAGAUCCAACCAAGGAAUACGCCCCGGACCCUCAGCCUACCCAGUCUCCUAUCAGACUAGUUGUCAUGCAGAGCUCCCCUGCCCCGGCCCGGUGGGACACUGCCAACAUGAUUACCACCUACCACGAAACGCCCCAUUCAGACUUCAGAAACAAGAAGAGCACUAUGGUCUGAGAGCGGACUUUCAGGACUCCCAAAUCCAUCGCAAUGGACUAAACUUUGUAUAUACUGAACUUUUUGUACAUAAAUACUUUUU
Lampris incognitus (smalleye Pacific opah) is the source of this 576-nucleotide messenger RNA. Its product is annotated as small integral membrane protein 36-like. The transcript has a single exon. Lineage: Eukaryota; Metazoa; Chordata; Actinopteri; Lampriformes; Lampridae. The record is from RefSeq and is a predicted model, not a curated record. Bases 195 to 494 code for a protein of 99 amino acids.